This is a messenger RNA of Ochotona princeps (American pika), 3327 nucleotides long. RefSeq names its product golgin A2 (gene GOLGA2). Gene Ontology annotation, cellular component: Golgi apparatus; Golgi cisterna membrane; Golgi cis cisterna. The record is from RefSeq and is a predicted model, not a curated record. Bases 607 to 3321 code for a protein of 904 amino acids. Gene Ontology annotation, molecular function: protein binding. NCBI's taxonomy places the organism in Eukaryota, Metazoa, Chordata, Mammalia, Lagomorpha, Ochotonidae. Gene Ontology annotation, biological process: spindle assembly; Golgi organization. The transcript is spliced from 27 exons.
ACGGCCGGACGGCGGCCUGGGUGUGAGCCACUGCCCGAGACACGUCGGGGUCGCGCCCCUGGGCGCCCCUUGGCCGGUGUCCCCAGCCCGGGCGUCCCAGCCAGCCCCGCCCCUCAGCCGCCCAGCCCCCGCCCUCGCUGGGCGCCCCUGGGUGACUUUGGGCCCGUGACUCUUCUCGGGGCUCCUCGCUUCCUGCCUGUCGCUCCCCCGGACCGCCAGGCUCCAAGGACUCGGGGUCCCGGGCCCCCGUGCUCCCCUCCCCCUCGGCGGAGCGGCGACUCGGGCGUGGGUAGGGCACUGUGGAAUUUACGAGAGUACCAGCAGAAAAAUAGUACGGGUGGUCUUCCAGAAGUGAAGAAGAAGAAGAAGAAGCUUAAAAAUGACAGCAGCCCGGAGAGAAGCCCCUCUGAGGACAGUCAUUCCCCGGAGGAUAUUCAGGACAUCCUGAAGGUGCUGGUGUCCGACCUUAACCGUUCCAAUGGGGUAGCACUCCCCCCAUGGGACAAGUGCAAGGCGCCCAAAGAUCGCACUGCUACUGCACCACCAGCUGCUGAUGACACUGUGCCUCCUGGCGGUGUCGCUUCCCCUGGUGCUAGUCUAACUAGCAUGGCGUCAACUCAGGAUAAUGAUGCUGACAGUGCUCCUGCCCUAAUGGAUGAGACCAGGACUUUGUCAUCAACUGAGAGCUUGAGACAACUUUCACAACAACUCAACGGUCUUGUGUCUGAGUCAACAUCCUACAUUAAUGGGGAGGGCCUCACUUCUUCUAACAUGAAGGAUCUAGAGAGCCGGUACCAAGAGCUGGCAGUAGCCCUGGACUCCAGCUAUCUAACAAACAAACAACUCAGUAACACCAUAGAGGAAUUGAAACAACAGAACCAGGAAACUCUGGAUCAAGUGGAAAAAGAGAAGAAAGAAUGUCAGCAAAAGUUGGCCAAGGAGCAGGGGGCUCUGCGAGAACAACUGCAGGUACACAUUCAGACCAUUGGGAUUCUUGUUUCUGAAAAGGCAGACUUACAGUCAGCCCUGGCUCACACCCAGCAGGCAGCGAGGCAGAAAGCAGGGGAGUCGGAAGACCUUGCUAGCCGCCUGCAGGCUUCCCGCCAGCGUGUUGGAGAGCUGGAGCGGACCCUGUCUGCCGUUUCCACCCAGCAGAAGCAGACGGACAAGCACAACAAGGAGCUGACCAAAGAGCGAGAUGCUCUCAAACUGGAAUUAUACAAGAACAACAAAAACAACGAGGAUCUGAAGGAGCAGAACUCCGAACUGGAGGAGCGGCUCCGUGUCCUGCUCAAAGAGAAGGCGACCCUGCAGCUGGGAACAGAGGAGCUGCAGAAGAAGUUGGAGAUGUCAGAGCUGCUGUUACAACAGUUCUCCAGCCGCACUGAAGUCCCUGAUGAGAACCAGCAGCUUCAGCAGGCCAUGGAGGAGCGGGCCCUCCUGGAGAGCCGUGUGGGACAGCUACUGGAGAUCCAGAAAAAUCUGCAGCUGGACAGAGACCGGUAUGUGGAGAAUCUGAAGGAAGAGCGCAACAUGUGGCAGGAAAGGAUGAAGCAGAUGUCUGCCCAGAUGUCCUUGCUGAGGGAGGAGAAGGAGCAGAGCCUGAGUCAGGUGCAGGAGCUGGAGACCAGCUUGGCCGAGCUCAGGAGCCAGAUUGUGGAGUCUCCUGCCCUGGAGCCCCCAGCGCUCCCUGCAGGGCCGUCGGAGACAGAGCAGCAGCUGCAGGCAGAGGCCGAAAAGCUGCAGAAGGAGCUGGCAAGCCUGGCGGAGCAGCUCCAGGCCCAAGUACGGGACAACGAGGGCCUGUCCCGCCUGAACCAGCAGCAGGAGCAGCGGCUACUGCACCUGGAGCUGCAGUCUGAGCUGUGGGACAACCAAGCCGAAGAGCGCAAGCAAAUCCUGGAAACCAUGCAGAACGACCGUACCACCAUCAGCCGGGCGCUCACCCAGAACCGUGAACUCAAGGAGCAGCUGGCCGAGCUGCAGAACGGCUUCGUGCGCCUGACCAAUGACAACAUGGAGCUCACCAGCUCACUGCAGUCUGAGCAGCAUGUGAAGAACGAGCUGGCCAAGAAGCUGGGCCAGCUGCAGGAGAAGCUGGGCGAACUGAAGGAGAUGAUGGAGCUGAAGAGCCAGGAGGCUCAGAACCUGGAGCAGCAGCGAGACCAGUACCUGGCCCACCUGCAGCAGUAUGUGGCCGCCUACCAGCAGCACGUGGCUGCCUACCAACAGCUGAACUCCGAGAAGGAGGCGCUGCACAAGCAGCUGCUGUUGCAGACACAGGUCCUGGACCGGCUGCAGCAUGAGGAGGUACAGGGCAAGGUGGCGAUCGAGGUUGCUCGCCAGGAGCUGCAGGAGACCCAGGAACGCCUGGAAGCCACCAGCCAGCAGAACCAGCAGCUGCAAGCCCAGCUGAGUCUCCUGUGCCUCCCUGGAGAGGGGGGUGAUGAAGAGGAGGAGGAGGAGGAGAUACCCCAGGCCAAAGUGACCAUCCCGGAGGAGCUUGAGAGCAGAGAGGCCUUGGUGGCAUUUUUCAACUCAGCUCUUGCCCAUGCCGAGGAACAGCAGGCCCAGCUACGCGGGCAGCUGAAGGAGCAGAAGGCACGCUGCCAACGCCUGGCUCGCCUGGAGGUGCUAUCCCAGAGGGAGCCAGAAAUGAGGACCUCAGUCCCCAACACCAGGGGUGACUACGUGUCUGGGGAGACCCACCAGGCCCUGCAAGGGUCCAUGGAGAAGCUACAGCACCGCUUCCGGGAGGUGAUGCAGGAGAAGGCGGACCUUCGAGAGCGUGUGGAGGAGUUAGAACAUCGCUGUAUCCAGCUCUCUGGGGAGACGGACACCAUUGGAGAAUACAUCGCCCUCUACCAGAACCAGAGGGCAAUGCUGAAGGAGCGGCAUCGGGAGAAGGAGGAGUACAUCAGCCGCCUGGCCCAGGACAAAGAGGAAAUGAAGAUCAAGCUGCUGGAGCUGCAGGAACUGGUGCUACAGCUGGUGAGCCAGCGCGACCAGUGGCAGAGCAGAUUGGUGGCCACAGUCCCAAGCCCUCCCAGUGAACCCACCCCUGAGGGCUCCCCAGUCCUCCCGGAGGCUGCUGCCCAGCAGGCUGAUCUUCGGGAGGUAAGCCUCACUGACCCCGAGGAGAUGGUGCAUGGAGAAGCCGGGGAAGAUGCUGCUGCCAAGAACCCCACUGCGCAGCAGAUCAUGCGGCUGCUGCAGGAGAUCCAGAACCCCCGGGAGCGCCCAGGCCUGGGCGCCACCCCCUGCAUCCCCUUCUUCUACCGGGCUGACGAACAUGAUGAAGUUAAGAUCAUGAUCGUCUAAACGCCA